AUGUGUUUAAAAAUAAACGACGAGAGUGCAACUGUACUAUUCAUCGCAUUGAUGAGUGGUGGAGUUGCAAUGGCAGAUAGUCAAUCACGAGCAUUAGACAUCAUCAAAGAGUACUCUGGUAUUGAUAGAUACACAUACUUUACAACUGGUCAGAAACUGACCGAAUAUCCACCUGGACUGUGUGGAGGCACUCCAUUGGAUAACUGUGAUUGGGCCAAGUACGGUGAAGCCGUUGUUUUGCUCUCAGGUGUCACUCUUAUCAUUGCCCUAGUAUGUCUUGUAUUCAGUGUACUCUUUUGGAUGGGUCGUAGCUUCUUUUUCGGUGGAUGUAAUCCAACUCAUGGUUUAAUGUGUCCAGGUCCAAAGUUGGAUCCAGAAGUACCAGGAGAAGGAUAUACAAAGUGUCAAGUAUUGGUAUUAAAAUUCUUGGCAAUUGGAUUUGCUAUUGCUGCAGUACCAUUGUUUAUUACAGCGAUGACUGGUAAUAGUGCUAGUACAAAGGGUGUUGGUGAUUUUGGUGACACUGUUCUUCAAAAGGGUAAUGACACUAUUGCAUCGAUUGAAGUGAUUAGUCAGAAUAUUACUGCUACGCAAGCCAGUCGUGUCACUGGAUUCAAUGAAUACAUUAAUGACAUGAUUAAUCGUUUGGAUGAUAUUGUGGUACACGGUAAAGAGGUGCGUGACCAAGGUCUCGAAAUCAACGAACAGUCUAAAAAGUACAGUGGAUAUCGUAAUAGUGUCGUGUUGGCUGGUUUGAUUGUUGGUUUGGUUGUAUGUAUUGUCGUGGCUGUCGCAGGUCUAUGCAACAUCCCAUUACUCAGUUGUGUGGGUGCAUUGUCGCUCGUCAUUGUAUUGCCAUUCAUGUGGAUUGUCUUUUCGGCACAUUACCCAAUCAACUCGUUGCUCUCGGAUGUGUGUCUUGCAUAUAAUACCACCGGUGUGUCUGGUCUCUCCAACUUUACAAACCCCAUCGUCAACGAGAUUUUCGCGGGUUGUGAAAACGACACCAACAUCAUCCCAGUGUUUGCCGAUCUCAAUGAGUUGGUCUAUGAAAUGUUUGACUCGGUGUACAACCAAACAUGCGGUGAUCGAGGUUACGGAGCUGUCUGUGGCCAAGCCAUCCCCGUCUGGACCGAGCCGCCCAACUACAACCUUCCCAACGACAGCUUUGCCAUCAUCGUCCAGUGUCCCAACGAGCCAUGUAAUAAUGAGACGCUCCCCGACUACCUCGACUCUCCCAUCGUUGAUUUCCUCGUUGGCUGCUAUAUAGUCGCCGACGGCGCCAUCAACACCACCAUCACCAACCCCGCCGACUGUGUCCUUCCCGACCAUCUCGUCACAUACAAUGUGACCACCGUUGCCAACGUCACCGUAUGCAAUACAACGUGUGCCAACGGUCUACUUCGAAAUGUGUCCGACGUCGUAAUCGAUGGUUACUGGGCACUCAUCUCGUUCCAGGGUAUCUAUAACGAAUCGGUUAUUCCACUCAUCUCGUGCUCCAACUUGAUGCCAUUUAUUGAAGACAUCCACGGUAUUGUCUGUGUCGAUGAGGUUAAUGCCUUGACACUCCUUAUUGCCCCUACCGCCCUCUUUGCCAUCCUCCUCAUUGGUGUUGGUGUUGUUGGUGUACUUGGUCAAAAACGUUUCAACAAGAAAGCAACUCAACAACAUAGUGGUAAUGAAAUGGCUUAA
Molecule: messenger RNA, 1692 nt
Organism: Cavenderia fasciculata
Lineage: Eukaryota; Evosea; Eumycetozoa; Acytosteliales; Cavenderiaceae
Exons: 3
Coding region: 1-1692 (563 amino acids)
Cellular component (GO): membrane
Source: RefSeq, a predicted model, not a curated record